UCUUCCACACACACUCACUUCCCUUCCCACUUACAGAGAAACAAGCCAACCCUAAAAAUCAACAACCCAACAAUCAUCAUCACAAGUUAAACUCAAUCUCUCUCUCAAACUUCUUCCCUUCCCACUCACACAGAAACAAUCAAACCCUAAAAAUCAACAACCCAACAAUCCUCACAAAUUAAACUCUCUCUCCACUCUCUCUCAAAUUUCAGGAAAAACAUAAAACCCUAAAUAGGGACAAAUGUCGGAUAAAACCGAACCUACAUCUGCAUCUACAACCAAAGUCCAUGUGACAGCCCUAGACGGCCUCGUCAAUGUCAACUCUCUCUUUACCGUCGCCGUCUUCAUGGGUCUCUCUUUCACCACGCCGGGCCAACGGAGCCUCGAGGACCGAGUGCACUGCGACGCAGACGCUACCGUCGCCAGGAAGCUCCUCGUGUUCGAGGUUGUUUCGUUCAGCUUCUUCCUCUUCUCCUCCCUUGUCGCGCAGGGUCUCAAACUGGCCAUCAAUCUGUUGAACAGCAACGACGUGGAUAAUGCCACUAAGGCACUCAUUAACCUCAAGGCCCUCAGAUUUGGGAUGUUGGCUUCGGCCUUUGGAUCGGUCAUGGGUUGCGUGUUCUUGAUGCUUUCGAUGAUCAAUGUGAUCCAGAUUCGAUUGGGGAUGUUGUCUUGUGGGAGCAAAUCAACUAUUCAUGCGGUCGCCGCGCUGGUUAUACUGGUUACAUCUGCACUUUUGAUGUAUAUAUCCACAGCUAUAUUUAUUUUUAUUAGGGGUGGUAAAUUAUCACACGACAUAAAUUAAAAAUGUUUGAGUUUGACAUAAAUGGAUUUGGGUCAUAAAAGGUUGACAAAAUUAAUAGUUUAUUUACCCGUGUUGGGUUAGGAUUGAGGCAUUAAAUAUGUGUAAUUCGUUUAUAACCCAUUUAACUCAACAUGUUAUAAUUUUACCU
Messenger RNA from Cornus florida, 953 nucleotides. RefSeq lists its product as uncharacterized. The record is from RefSeq and is a predicted model, not a curated record. Lineage: Eukaryota; Viridiplantae; Streptophyta; Magnoliopsida; Cornales; Cornaceae. The transcript has 2 exons. The coding region runs from base 242 to 805 and encodes 187 amino acids.